This is a messenger RNA of Drosophila willistoni, 1699 nucleotides long. RefSeq lists its product as uncharacterized. The transcript has 2 exons. The record is from RefSeq and is a predicted model, not a curated record. The coding region runs from base 58 to 1392 and encodes 444 amino acids. Lineage: Eukaryota; Metazoa; Arthropoda; Insecta; Diptera; Drosophilidae.
GGACUGGAUUCGAUUAUUUUAACUUCACUCGGUCUUACUUUUCCAUAUAAAAAAAAAAUGAAUACUAUAAAUUAUUAUUUUAUUGUGAUGGUCCUGCUAAAAUUCUUUAAAGAUGACGUAACUGCUGCACCCCAAAAUUAUUGUUCAUUUAUAAGGUCGGAAAAUUUUGUGCUUUCUAUACGCAAUUUCGAUCAGGCUGACUUCAAAUUAGAAAUUAAUAUGAAUGUCAAACAGUUAGAGAACGAAACUGUGAAUCAAUUUUUGGCAUAUCUUCAAGAAGCGAAGAAUAUAUCAUUGAGUUCUGAUUUGGUGAUUUUUGAAGAUAAUUAUCGAUUCUCUGCUCCUGUUUCGUUGAACACACCGGUUUGUCAAGUGAUUGGCCAAACGAAUAGAAACCGGUAUAUAUUAUAUGUUGGAAAGCAACUCAUACCGUUGCAAACUCUUAAGGAAAGAUUCAUGAAAGGGAUCAUUUAUGAUGAUCAAUCCGGACAUUUUAAGUUGGCUGCCUUUUCGCCUAUCACGUCCAAAAAAAUUACACAAAUAAAAAAACAAAUUAUUGGUUUGGAUACACAGAUUAUUGAAUCAAAGCUGGACGAUAAAACGUUCAGGAAUAAAAUUUCAGCACUUAUCCUAUCUGGAAAGCAGGCCAAACCAAAAAACAUUAUGUUGAAUUCCAAGUACGAUGCUCGUCAUGCUGUUGCAUCUCUUUUAAGUAAGAAAACUGAAAUACUUAUUGACGAGAAUAAAAUUGAAUUAAGUCAGGACUUUCGGGAUAAACUUUAUGCGGCUGCUAAUAUGCAAAAUCUAUCUAAUUUAAAUCGCACCAAAGAAAUCAUCAAUAUAUUAAAUAAUUAUGGUUGGUAUGUCACAAAUCACUUUUAUCUUGGUGGACGAUUGGAUGUCAUAACAAACUUACAAUUAGAUGAAGCCAGCGACUGUGGAAUAUUUUGUUAUAUUGUAAAACCAAUCGAUUUUUUGUUCAAUUUGUUCCUUGGUAAACCUGAGAAACAAACUGAUGAGGGUAAGCUUGAAAAAAUGGAAGCGAAACUCGCUACCCAAUGGAAUAAUUUAGGUGAAAAUAUUGUUAUAAACCAUAAAGACAACUCAAAAUUCACUGAAAGUGAAUAUGUUACUUCCACGGUGGAGGGAGCAAACGAUGUCCAGUCCUUCAAGAACAACGUGGAACACGAACAAAAAUGGACUAUAGUUUCGCUGGAUAACAUAAUACCAACUUGUAAGCUCCUAUUCCAGAACGACGCCCACCUGAUGGGCGAGAUCAGACGACUGAUUAUCACUGACGGAGAUAAACCCGAAGUUAGGAAUCUACAACCUAACAUCAAUAUGGUUCAAUAUGUCAAUGAUUUGUGGUCGGACUAUAUUGAACCCUUUUGAGACGAUCUAUAUAUUUGUAAUUAUUUGAUUGAAAAAAAUUUUAAAAGAAAAAAAUUAUACAAGAUUUACUCUCAAAAUAGAAGACUACAAAAGAAUCGAAACAAAAUUAAUUAUCCAUCAAUCGAAUGUGAUUGAUUUAUAAUUACCUUUAGAUUCUGAACGCAAUCCUUAACUUAUUCUAAUAAAUGGCAGAUUCUAAAUGGUUUUAAUGGCAGAUAUAGUAAUUGAAGAUUGCGGCUUCUUCUUUCUUUCGGUCCGGAAAUCCUUUUGGGCUAGUUUAUAAUAAAUAAGAAAAACACUAAUAAUA